Molecule: messenger RNA, 337 nt
Organism: Suillus subalutaceus
Lineage: Eukaryota; Fungi; Basidiomycota; Agaricomycetes; Boletales; Suillaceae
Exons: 4
Coding region: 19-267 (82 amino acids)
Source: RefSeq, a predicted model, not a curated record
GUCUUAGCAUGUGACACCAUGUCGUUCAAUGAUUUCGGAGCUGCCACAGCCUGGGGCGAGCCUGAGCAACAACCUGGCGACAUAGUAAAGGAUGCGAUACGGAAGGAGAAGAUUCUUAAAGAAAUUGCAGCUGCACAGGGCGAUUUACAAGCACUUGUCGCACGAGUGCACAGCGUCCAGUCGGACGUCGACCAACUCACGUCCGAGAAUUCGACCUUGCAGAUGUACAUCGACAACCUAACUAUGCAGAUGGCAAAGAGGAAGUGAUAAUUUCGCUGUCCAUGUAUAUACUACCAUCAUGUAUCAUGCUCCAUGAUUGGGUUUCCUCUUGCAUGUC